This is a messenger RNA of Laccaria bicolor S238N-H82, 2025 nucleotides long. RefSeq lists its product as uncharacterized. Bases 1 to 2025 code for a protein of 674 amino acids. Lineage: Eukaryota; Fungi; Basidiomycota; Agaricomycetes; Agaricales; Hydnangiaceae. The transcript has 6 exons. The record is from RefSeq and is a predicted model, not a curated record.
AUGGAUAUACCUACCACCACGACCACUGACGACGUUUUAGCUCAACUGACGACCCGUCGACCAAUGGACGACGCUUUUCUCGAAGGCUAUGUCGCAACUAAGGAAUUAGGCGACUACGUUCCCCUCAUGAAUGAUAUUUUCAAGACAGACGACAAAGUUGAGGCCGAAUCUCCUGAUGCACGACGCGAGCCAGAGCCACCAUGGACAUCGAACGAGGAUAAAACCAAAUACCAUUAUCCUGCUCCGAACUUCGGUGAACCAGCUGGAAAAUGCUUCGAGGUUGUACAAAAGUGGGAUCGUGGGAUGUGCGAGGCGUGGAGGGAUGAAAUUGACAAACUCUUAAUUUUUGCUGGUCUUUUUUCAGCAGUCGUAACGUCAUUUGCAGUCGACUCCUACAGAUCGUUGACUCCAGAUCCAACUGAUGUUACAGUCCUCUACUUGGCGCGAAUUUCUCUCCAACUGGGCAACGGAAGCGCACCGGCCCUUGAACCUCCAUCAUUCACACCCCCACCAUGGAGUGUCCGCGUCAACAUCCUGUACUUCCUCAGUUUGUUCUUAUCCCUCACGACCGCCCUUCUCGGGAUCCUGUGCAUGCAAUGGAUCCGAGAAUACCAACGAGAAUCCAACUUUUCACACAAAGACGCCUUCGCAUUGCGUCAGAUGCGAUAUGAAGGUUUCCGGCAAUGGGGCGUCUGGACGAUCAUGACCUUGCUUCCUCUCCUCCUUCAAUCGGCUCUGGUGCUUUUCUUCAUUGGCUUGCUAGACUUUCUUUGGAAUCUGAAUGACCUAGUGGCUGCGGUGCUCUCCGGAUUCAUUGGCCUCGCGCUGUUUUUCGUGUUGGCGACGACUGUCCUGCCGGCCUUUCAGUUCUUGUUUCAUGGGGGACGAAGGCUCUUGACACCCCAGUGCCCGUAUAAAUCGCCGCAAGCAUGGGCGUUUUACCGGCUUUUGGCGGCUGUGAUACGCCUCCCUUUGCGGCUCAAGCUAAUCACUGAUUAUUCCGACGGAUUUGGCGACCGUUGGUUCAAGGCACACAAGUAUUCCUGGAGAACACCUUUUGCCCGUGCUAGAGCUUCCUUGAAGUUGCGGGACUGGACUCGAUUCGAUGGCUACUGGCGCGCGGCGCGAGACGUUCGCGUAAGUUGGGACGAGGAUCCCUCCUCGACGAAUGAUUGUAUGAAAGGGCUGGAAUGGCUCGGACGGACUCUCCCUUCAGGCUCAGAAGUAUUCUUCUAUAUAUAUCAAUCUAUUCUACAGUGGGGUGCGUCCUCGGUGGAGGAAUGCCCUCCGGUCCUGGAGCGGAUGUCACCAGGAUCGUCCAACUUUCUCGUCCAGGUGCUCGGAGACGUGAGGCACCAAAAUAACCCUAUCUUCGAUAACAGGGACGUCAUCCAACUCUUGAGCCUUGAACACCUCCGUCGUGACCGUGGCUCCCAGGUGGAACCUGCACUUCGCAAUCAUGCUCUGGAACUCAAUAUUCGAAUCAUCAACUCUAUUAACUCUCUCCCUGAAGCUCUUAUCGGAACAAAAAGAGUGACUACUGUUUCUUGCAUCUCACUGGUGAACAUUCUACAUGCAGGUUCGGGGAAUUGGGCAGAAGUCCCACCAGACAUCACAGACCAACUGCUACUUCUCAACCGCGGCCCCAUUCAAGAACCUCCCCCGCUCUCCCUUUUCAUCGCAUGUAAGGCGCUCGAAACCUGGAUGUCCACCCAACCCUUCUCCAACCACAUUCGUGUCAAACAAGUCAUGGAAUGCGCUGGUUGGGUCAUGGGAACAUUUCUGAACAGAUCGCCGCCUGAGAGCCCUACAAGUUGGCAUUGGAGCAACCUUGCUGAACACCCCAGCGUCGCUUCUUUGAUCCGAAAAUCCACUGCACUGGUGAAGUUGGGCAUAGCAAACGAGGCCUUCGCGUCAUCGUUUGGACGACCGAGGAUGUAUAUCCUCGACUCCUCCUGGUCAGACUUUUCGUUCAAGGGCGUGGACAUUGAGGAUGGGGACAUCGCAGUGCUAGCGGAGAGCUAG